AUGAACGAGACUUUAGGUCGCGGGUACGCCCGCAUUGAGGCGAUACGCGCGGCUAGGGGUGAGCCCCUGUCCUCGAUGCCGGACCCGGGGGCACCGCCGCCGGACCGGUACAACUCCGUGUACCUGACACUCUUUGUCGCCGGAGCUGCCUUCCUACUGCCCUUUAACAGUUUCAUCAUGGCCGUCGACUACUUCCAGAUGCAUUAUCCUAACACGACGAUUAUGUUCGACAUGUCCACUGUGUACAUAGCCUCCGCCUGCGUCGCUGUCUGCCUCAACAACCUCCUUCUGGAUCUGUUCACCUACAAUACUAGGAUCACUUUUGGUAUCCUAGUAUCUCUAGCGACAAUGUUGUUCGUGGCUGUAUGCAACAUCGGUUGGGACGGGUUUUCGACGCGCGUCUCCUACACUAUCAAUCUGGUCGCCAUAGGUGUGGUUGCGUUUGGCUGCACCGUGCAACAAGCUUCGUACUACGGGUUCACGGGAUGUCUGCCACCGAGAUACACCCAGGCUGUCAUGGCAGGCGAAAGUGCCGCCGGUUUUUGGGUAUCGCUGGACCGGAUUGUCACCAAGUACGGUUUCCGUCAGCCGCAAAGAAGCACAUUCAUGUUCUUUGUGUUCUCCAUACUGAUCCUGCUGGGACAUUCGAUGCUGCACCAUGUUAUGAUGCGCCACCCUCUCGUGCAACACUAUCUUCGGCUGACCAACGAGUCGAGACAUAGGAGACGCAUUCAACUGCAUUUAAACCCCAAUGAGGAUGCUACUUUGAUGGAAAGCGAGGCUGGUGAAGCAAGUUACGGAGUAUUGAAACUUCAGAGCCCUGUACUAUCAACUACUGGACAAGGCGAAAUCGAAACAAACGCAUUUAGUUUCGCCAACCCUGUUUACUCGCCAACUGCUGGCGCCCCAGUCCCAGCAGAGGGCGCUGUAGAGCCAUUUGGAGACGGCGUGACUUCAGAAACGUCGUCAGCCCUGCGUACCCCUCGACCUUCCUACAAAGUUGAAGACGUCGUCUUCGAGGCUCCCGAAAGACCUACUUCAUGGAGAGCGUUCAAACGUGGCGUGUUGGCUCGCUGGGCGGUGGCCCGUGCCAUCUAUCCGUACAUGGUAUCCAUCGGGCUGGUGUACUUCACCACGCUCAGUCUGUACCCUGGCAUAGCGUCUGAGGUCCCCUCCUGCCGCCUCGGGACCUGGAUGCCCAUCAUACUCAUGUCCUCCUUCAAUCUAUUCGACUUCAUCGGAAAAAUAGCAGCUGCUUGGCCGUAUGAGUGGAGUCGCAGCCAACUGCUGAUGGCGAGUGGUCUGAGGCUACUGCUCGUUCCUUUGAUGUUGCUGUGCGCUGCCCCCAGACAUUCUCCGCAUAUCGUUGGGGACGUCUAUCCAAUACUAUUUUCCGUGGCAUUAGGUUUUUCAAAUGGUCUGUUUGGCUCCGUACCAAUGAUACUAGCGCCAUCUCGUGUCGGUCGGGAGCAUCGGGAGAUUGCUGGAAACAUGAUGACUUUGUCAUACAACGGCGGUUUGCUAUCGGGUUCUCUAGUGUCCUACCUUCUUCUGGGUAUGCUGGGCCCGCCAGCUGGAGCCCCCUGCCGCGUGUACCCCACACCACCACUGCCCACUCUUCCACCAGCUACGCCACCUAACGUAACCUUCGCGGUCACUAUAUCGCACUAA
Messenger RNA from Spodoptera exigua (beet armyworm), 1671 nucleotides. The record is from the annotation of a GenBank genome assembly. Lineage: Eukaryota; Metazoa; Arthropoda; Insecta; Lepidoptera; Noctuidae.